AUGGGCAGACUUUCAUCAGCCUUAAAGAUUCCCGAACGCCGGCGUACCGCCGGCCACCAUGACAACGGCCGCCAUUCCCCAGAGCCUCGAAUAUAUCAGCGACGCGAACGUAGUUUUAUCCGCAGCCGGAGCCGGAGUCGGAGUGGAAGCCCUAGGAGCAACGGCAAUGGCAGGUAUCGUCGUCCUUCGCCGGAUUACUCGUACCCUAAUCAUGACGAUGGCCGAAGCCCCCCUAGAGAUCCAAAUGAAAAAUCAGAUAACGAAUUGGAAGAGGAAGAUGAUCUGAAGGGCGAAAAAGAGAAACCGAACAAGGGCCCGAAUGCUGAAGCGAAAAUAUCGCCGGAGAGUGAAUCUGAGUCGGAGUGUGAGGAUUCUGAAUCUGAAUCAGAUAAUUCUAGGUCAAGAAAGAAUAAAAAAUCCCGGCGUAAGAGUCGAAGAUCGAAAUCAGUCUCUGAGAGUGAAACCCAUUUGGAAAACGAGUCUAGCAACAAUGACUCGGAGGAAGAUAGGAAGAGGAGAAGGAGAAAGAACCGGAGAAAGAGCAGGCGGAAAAGCAGCAGUGGGAGAAAGAGAAUCAGCGGGAAAAAACGCUCAAAGAGUGCAACCGAUACCGAGAGCGAGAGCCAAGAUUCUGAGAUGAGCCAUGAUCGCGUGAGAUCGACAAAGCGCAGGCAAAGGUCAACUUCACGUUCCAAACAGAGCAAGAAGAAGAGAGAAUCGAGUUCCGGCUCGGGUGGCAGCUGCUCUAACUCAGAACCUGAAGCAAAUAAAGUUGUUCCUAAGCCAGACGAGCUCAUACUCAAUGCCGACACGAAUGUGGACCUUCUCAAGUUUAAGGAAAUGAUCGAGCAGCGUAAAAAGCUCAAUCUUGAUGAAGAGCCUGUUGUAGGCCCAAUGCCCCUGCCGAGGGCUGAGGGCCACAUUAGCUAUGGUGGGGCCCUCAGGCCCGGUGAGGGUGAUGCUAUAGCCCAGUAUGUGCAGCAGGGUAAACGUAUCCCGCGUAGAGGUGAGGUGGGCCUCUCGGCUGAGGAGAUAUCGAAAUUCGAGUCUCUUGGGUACGUGAUGAGUGGGAGCAGGCAUCAAAGGAUGAAUGCGAUCCGUAUUAGGAAGGAAAACCAGGUUUAUAGCGCUGAGGACAAACGGGCCCUGGCGAUGUUUAACUAUGAGGAGAAGGCCAAGCGAGAGCAGAAAGUUAUGGCUGACUUGCAGCGUUUGGUGCAGCGUCAUAUCGGGCAGGAUACUGGUCCUUCUCAUGACCCGUUUGGUGGGGAUGAUUGA
Striga hermonthica is the source of this 1278-nucleotide messenger RNA. Lineage: Eukaryota; Viridiplantae; Streptophyta; Magnoliopsida; Lamiales; Orobanchaceae. The record is from the annotation of a GenBank genome assembly.